AAGCGCGAGACUAGACCUAGACACACACACUCUGUGCAUUCACACGUGCUCCAUCAUCGCGCAUGCGCAAACCCGAUUGGCCCCGCGAGAAGCGUGUGGGUCGGGUAAGUGAUCGAUUCUGGGCACGAGGAGAGCAUUCGGUGGGACUCGAUAUGGCUGAUGACGACGAUUUUACGACGGCUUCGGCUGGUGCGUCAGAAACAUACCCCGCCCAAUGCUCCAGUCUGCGUAAAAACGGUUUCGUCAUGAUUAAGACUCGCCCAUGCAAGAUCGUGGAAAUGUCGACCUCCAAGACGGGGAAACACGGGCACGCCAAGGUUCACUUGGUUGCACUGGAUAUAUUCACGGGGAAAAAGUACGAGGAUAUCUGCCCAUCGACUCACAAUAUGAACGUACCUCACGUAAAACGCAUCGAUUAUCAGUUGGUGAAUAUCGAAGAAGGUUUCCUGUCCCUCAUGGAUGAUGGCGGAGACCAGAGGGCCGAUAUACGUCUCCCAGAGGGUGACCUGGGAAAGGAGAUUCAGGACAGAUUUGAUGCCGACGAGACGUUUAUGGUCACAGUCCUCAAAGCCUGCACCGAAGAGGUAGCCAUUGCCACAAAGGCAAUGACCAAAUAAGGGCAUUCUAAAUAAUAGCUUUUUGGGCCCUGGCAUUGUUUAUAGGCACAAGUCAUUAGCAAAAAUUGUUAUUGUAUUAUGUCACCGUCUCAUAAUGACUGGACUAGUGUUAUGAUUUGUUGUGUAAUAUGUAUUUCAAUAAUCAAAAAUGUGGCGUUUCAUAUUAUUAUGUACAGGGAAUUUAAUUUUGUAUUGGUUACAUAAUCAUAUUUGUGGUCAUGUGACUUGCAUGUGAUACACAUCUGCUCUUCCCCACCCCGUGGAUUGGGGUUUGGGGGAGGAGCUUCAAAGCACAGCAAGACACAGAAUAUAAUUUUGAUGAUACAGAACCCAAAAAAUCUGGACAGACAGACAAAUUUUUGAAUCCGCUAUAUACACUACAAUGAAUUUAAAAUUUUGAGUUAAAAUUUUUAUUUCUUGCUCUCAAUAGCGCAGGUUGUGGUGCACUCUUGUUCGGGCACUUCACUGGCUGGCCUGAAAAUUCACAAAAAAUGAACGGGAAAUUUCUAGAGAAAUCAUUUCUCGCAAGUCUUACGUGGCG
Molecule: messenger RNA, 1158 nt
Organism: Geodia barretti
Lineage: Eukaryota; Metazoa; Porifera; Demospongiae; Tetractinellida; Geodiidae
Source: the annotation of a GenBank genome assembly